Molecule: messenger RNA, 866 nt
Organism: Lucilia cuprina (Australian sheep blowfly)
Lineage: Eukaryota; Metazoa; Arthropoda; Insecta; Diptera; Calliphoridae
Product: peptidyl-prolyl cis-trans isomerase 5
Exons: 3
Coding region: 99-719 (206 amino acids)
Biological process (GO): protein peptidyl-prolyl isomerization; protein folding
Cellular component (GO): intracellular membrane-bounded organelle
Molecular function (GO): peptidyl-prolyl cis-trans isomerase activity
Source: RefSeq, a predicted model, not a curated record
AAUACUCUCUCAAUAAGCUAACAUUCGUUUGUUGGCUGUUAAAGAUUAAACAACUCUUCAAAAAAGAUCCGGUGUUCAAAAUUUAAAUUAAAGAAAAAAUGAAAUUUUUAUUAAGUUUAUGCCUGGUGGCUUUGGCCAGUGGUGGCAUUGUUAGUGCCGAUGAAAGUAAAGGACCUAAGGUUACAGAAAAGGUGUUCUUUGACAUCACCAUUGGUGGUGAGCCGGCCGGUCGUAUUGAAAUUGGCUUGUUUGGCAAAACUGUUCCAAAAACUGUAGAAAAUUUCAAACAAUUGUCUGAAAAACCUAAAGGCGAAGGCUAUGUAGGCAGUAAAUUCCAUCGCGUCAUUAAGGAUUUCAUGAUCCAAGGUGGUGAUUUCACACGUGGUGAUGGCACCGGUGGCCGUUCCAUCUACGGUGAACGUUUCGAAGAUGAAAACUUCAAGCUUAAGCAUUAUGGUGCCGGUUGGUUGUCCAUGGCUAAUGCUGGCAAAGAUACUAACGGUUCUCAAUUCUUUAUUACCACCAAACCCACUUCCUGGUUGGAUGGUCGUCAUGUUGUCUUCGGCAAAGUAUUGUCUGGCAUGGAUGUUGUACGUAAAAUCGAAAAGGUUAGCACUGAUGGCCGUGAUCGUCCCACUAAGGAUGUUGUUAUUGCCAACAGUGGUUCUUUACCCGUAGCCGAACCAUUUUCAGUAGCCAAGGCUGAUGCUACUGAAUAGAUUGUAUGAGAGUUAUAUAUUGGGCUAGAAGCUUUUAACAAACAGCAGAUGUUUAAUAUUUAAGUUUUCAUGUUUAAGAAUAUUUGAAAUUAAGAUCAGUUUUAAUAAUAAAAGAAAUUAUAUAUUAUAGAAUUAAUGAAAAAGAAA